This is a messenger RNA of Vanderwaltozyma polyspora DSM 70294, 1185 nucleotides long. RefSeq names its product glycine decarboxylase subunit T (gene GCV1). Gene Ontology annotation, cellular component: mitochondrion. The transcript has a single exon. Gene Ontology annotation, biological process: glycine catabolic process. The record is from RefSeq and is a predicted model, not a curated record. NCBI's taxonomy places the organism in Eukaryota, Fungi, Ascomycota, Saccharomycetes, Saccharomycetales, Saccharomycetaceae. Gene Ontology annotation, molecular function: protein binding; aminomethyltransferase activity. The coding region runs from base 1 to 1185 and encodes 394 amino acids.
AUGAGAUCAAUUAUCACUAAACGUUUUAAUAGCACAACUGCUUUAAAAAAGACUGCAUUACAUGACCUACAUGUAGAGUUAGGUGCCAAGAUGGUACCAUUUGCUGGUUAUUCAAUGCCUUUAUUAUAUGACGGUCAGACUCAUAUCGAAUCCCAUUUAUGGACCAGAAGCAAUGCAGGUUUAUUCGACGUUUCUCAUAUGUUACAGAGUAGAUUAUCAGGUAAAGAAGCCAUGGACUUCUUACAUAGAGUAACUCCAACUGAAUAUAAAGGUUUGCAAAGUAAUAAUGGGACAUUAUCAGUUUUGUUGAACUCUACUGGUGGCAUUGUCGAUGACACUAUGAUAACUAAAAUUAAUGAUGAAGAAUUUUAUAUUGUUACCAAUGCUGGUUGCGUUGAAAGAGACUUAGAAUUUAUCAAGGAACAACUAGAGACUUCUGGUUAUAAUUGCUCUUGGGAUGUAAUCCAGGGUAGGUCCUUAUUGGCUUUACAAGGUCCAGAAGCUCACAAAGUAUUACAACCUUUAUUACGUGAAGGUCAGCCAUUAAAGGAAUUAUAUUUUGGCCAAAGACGUCCAUUUGAAUUGGCAAAUAAUGUUACAAUCGAUGUAGCCAGAUCAGGGUAUACCGGUGAAGAUGGUUUUGAAAUCAGUGUUCCAAAUGAAAAUGCAUUGGAAUUUGCCCAACAAUUGCUGGAUAAUAACAUCACAAAACCAAUUGGGCUAGCUGCAAGAGACAGUUUAAGAUUAGAAGCCGGUAUGUGCUUAUAUGGUAACGAACUGAACGAAUCCAUCACUCCAGUCGAGGCAGCCUUGUCCUGGUUGAUCUCCAAACCAAGAAGGAACGUUUCAGAAGAUUCCAUCAAGUUCAAUGGCUAUGAAAAGAUAAUGGAUCAAGUCAACAACAAGACCCACGACAAACUACGUAUCUCAUUCAAAUAUACAGGUAAAGGUCCAGCUGCCAGAACUGGCUCCAAGAUCUUUUUACCUGAUAAAACCACUGAAGUUGGUGUUGUCACCUCAGGCAGUGCAUCUCCAAGUCUAAACAACUUAAAUAUCGGUCAAGGAUACGUCACCAAAGGUCAACACAAGUCAGGAACUGAACUAUUGGUCCAAGUAAGAAACAAGUUCUUCCCAAUUGUCCUAAGCAAGAGUCCAUUGGUUCCAUCUCACUAUUACCGUCCAUAG